AGUGCUCCUUAUAUGUAGUUAUAAGAGUAGAGCAUUGGGGUGGAAGGUGCAGUUUCUCAUUUUUUAGCUGCUUCUUGGUUGAUUAGGAGUAGAGAGAGAGCGAGAGAGAGAGAGAGAGAGAGAGAGAGAGAGAUAAUAUAUCAGAAAUGGAACGGAAGUUGUAUGGGCUGGGACACCUUUUCAUGUCGAUAUUCCUCCACACCUACUCGACGUUCAUGGUGGUUCCGGCAAUCACCGACGUGACUAUGUCUGCGCUUUGUCCCGGAAAAGAUGAAUGCUCACUUGCUAUAUACCUCACUGGCUUUCAACAAGUGAUCAUAGGGCUAGGAACACUCGUGAUGAUGCCUAUCGUAGGGAAACUCUCUGACAAAUAUGGAAGGAAAUCUUUGCUCACAAUGCCAAUGGCUUUUACCAUUAUUCCCUUGGGCAUAUUAGCGUGUAGCAGGACAAGAAAUUUCAUCUACGCCUACUACGCCUUCAAGACUCUUUUUGCAAUGAUUUCUGACGGCAGCGUUCACUGUCUUGCUCUCGCCUAUGUGGCUGAUAAUGUUCCCGAAGCUCGACGAGCCUCAGCGUUCGGAAUCCUGUCGGGAAUUAGCUCGUGCGGUUUCGUCUGCGGAACCCUAACGGCCCGUUUCCUCUCCACUGCCUCCACUUUCCAGGUUGCGGCAUCGCUUGCGGUGGUUUCGUUGGUGUAUAUGAGGGUUUUCCUGCCAGAUUCGGUCAUUGAUGACAAUCUUUCGGUUCCAAUCAUGUCGACGGAAAAGCCGAAUGCUAAGGAAUUGGUCAAAGAUUCAAGUAAGAAAGAGAAUCUCUUCAAAUCGAUGCCUUCGGCCGAUGAUAUGGUCGCGUUGUUGAACACCAGUCCGACAUUUUCGAAAGCUGCGGUUGUUGCAUUUUUCAGCAAUUUGGCGGACGUGGGUCUUCAUUCUUCAAUGAUGUACUACUUAAAGGCUGAGUUUCACUUUAACAAGGAUCAAUUUGCUGAUCUAAUGGUGAUUUCUGGGAUCGCAGGGACUAUCUCGCAGUUCAUUCUCAUGCCCAUAUUAGCUCCUCUUCUAGGAGAGGAGAGGUUGCUUUCAGUAGGGCUCCUUUUUAGCUGUGCACAUACGUUCGUUUAUAGCCUUGCAUGGUCCUUCUGGGUUCCUUACGCAGCUGCUAUGUUUUCCAUAUUUUCUGUGUUCGUACAACCAUGUAUGCGGAGUAUUGUGUCCAAACAAGUGGGUUCCCAUGAGCAGGGGAAGGCUCAAGGGUGCAUUUCAGGCAUAGGUUCAUUAGCAAAUGUAAUUUCUCCAUUGGCUUUCUCUCCUCUAACAGCUCUAUUCCUCUCUGACAAGGCACCGUUUGAUUUCCCUGGUUUUAGUAUCAUGUGCAUUGGAUUUUCAUCGAUGAUAGCCUUCAUUCAGAGUGUGAUGAUAAGGGCGGCACCUGCUAUCUCAAAUCAUAGAAUCAGCAACUGCAAUCACGUGGAGCCCUAGUUUUGUAGCACGUCAAAUGGCUUAGUUUUGUAGCUGGUCCUACUGCAAGUACUUCUCCAGAGUUGCCUUAGUGCGCGGUAAAGAAACAUCAACACUGGAGCUCCAUCAACGUGUUAUUAAAUACAUCAGAAAAUGCCCCUCCUCCUUUUUUUGUUUUAAUUAUUAUUAUUAUUAUGUUUUAAGUUAAAGCAAGAUGUUAGUCCGUGAGGUGAUUAAGUGAGGAGGCUAGAAAUAUGUAAUAUAUGUAAUUUAUUUAGUUUUUAUUCCUGUCGUCUUAACUUUUCCUUAAAGUCUGUAACAUAAGACUUUGCCAACCGUAUCUGAUGUAUAAUAUCAGAUCUAGUUUCUUUUUUUUUU
Molecule: messenger RNA, 1835 nt
Organism: Morus notabilis
Lineage: Eukaryota; Viridiplantae; Streptophyta; Magnoliopsida; Rosales; Moraceae
Product: hippocampus abundant transcript 1 protein
Exons: 14
Coding region: 147-1478 (443 amino acids)
Biological process (GO): transmembrane transport
Molecular function (GO): transmembrane transporter activity
Source: RefSeq, a predicted model, not a curated record